Molecule: messenger RNA, 1718 nt
Organism: Eutrema salsugineum
Lineage: Eukaryota; Viridiplantae; Streptophyta; Magnoliopsida; Brassicales; Brassicaceae
Product: probable sugar phosphate/phosphate translocator At1g48230
Exons: 10
Coding region: 481-1587 (368 amino acids)
Cellular component (GO): endosome; trans-Golgi network; Golgi apparatus
Molecular function (GO): antiporter activity
Source: RefSeq, a predicted model, not a curated record
AAGUUGUAAAUCUCUCUCUUCUUCCCAAAUGCAGCAAGCAUUAUAUGCGCACACAGCACACAGUAGCUUCCCAGUUCUGACAAAUUUCUACGUCCGCUUCCAUUAAAUAAAGAAUCUUCUUCACUUUCUUCGUCGAUUCGCCAUCGAAGCUGUUACGCAUUCCAUCAUCCUUUUCCUCUCACUUUCAUUUAAAUUCUUGUAGACUCCGGCAAAAAAUCUCAUCCCCAAGGUCUUCCUUCGUCUCUCUCUCUGAUCCUUUCGCUAAUGUUAAACUAGAUUCGCGCGAUUUCUUCAAAGUCGAGAUUCGCAUUUUUCGGCUUCUCGUAUCGAGUUUUCGUGUCAUGGAAUCUCUCUGCAUCUGUUGCGUGCGGGAUACUUCCCUUGUAUUGAUGUUGGUAUUGUGACUAUCGAACAACUGCUGCAUCUACUUACGGUGAUAUCUUUGCUUUGCUUCUGAGAAGUGGAGAGAAGAAGAAAAAAAUGGCGAAGAUGAUAAACAAGACGCUUGUGCUAACCUAUAUCUACUUACUGAUCUACAUUCUGCUUUCUUCUGGAGUUAUACUGUACAACAAGUGGGUUCUAUCUCCGAAAUACUUCAAUUUUCCACUUCCUAUAACAUUGACAAUGAUCCAUAUGGGAUUUUCUGGAUUUGUGGCCUUCCUUCUUAUUCGAGUAUUCAAGGUUGUUUCUCCUGUUAAAAUGACAUUCGAAAUAUAUGUGACCUGUGUGGUACCUAUAAGCGCAUUCUUUGCAUCCAGCCUCUGGUUUGGCAAUACUGCAUAUUUGCACAUUUCAGUUGCCUUCAUACAGAUGCUCAAAGCACUAAUGCCGGUAGCAACAUUUAUCAUGGCCGUUGUUUGUGGCACUGACAAAGCAAGGUGUGACAUGUUCAUGAACAUGCUGCUGGUCAGUGUUGGCGUUGUGGUAUCCUCCUAUGGUGAAAUUAAUUUCAAUAUAAUUGGCACGGUCUACCAGGUCAUGGGCAUCUUUGCUGAAGCACUUAGACUGGUGCUAACUCAAGUUCUUCUUCAGAAAAAGGGCUUGACAUUAAACCCUGUCACCAGCUUAUACUAUAUAGCUCCGUGCAGCUUUGUUUUCCUGUCAUUACCGUGGUAUGUACUGGAGAAACCGAAUAUAGAAGUCUCGCAGAUCCAAUUCAACUUCUGGAUCUUUUUCUCAAACGCUCUCUGCGCACUUGCCUUAAACUUCUCCAUAUUCUUAGUAAUCGGAAGAACAGGAGCAGUAACCAUCCGGGUUGCUGGCGUUCUCAAAGACUGGAUUCUAAUAGCACUCUCCACUGUCAUAUUUCCAGAGUCCACAAUCACUGGUCUCAAUAUUAUUGGAUACGCAAUAGCACUAUGUGGGGUUGUAAUGUACAAUUACAUAAAAAUCAAGGACGUGAAAGCGACUCAACCAAUUACUGACAGCCUCCCAGAUCGAAUCACAAAGGAGUGGAAGGAGAAGAGGUCGUCUGAUGGGGAGAGUCCCAGAGGAGUAGAGCUUAACGAUGAGGAAGCUCCUUUAAUAACGUCGCGUUUGUCACAUAUUGGACGGACUCAGCUCGGAACGCACACAGCCGUUGUCUGAGCAACGUACAGAUUAGAGAAUAUGAGACCCGUAUGUUGUUUCAGUUCUCAGGUGAAAAUGUCUUUUUUUUUUCUCUUUUGGAGCCCCAAACUCUUAAAAAUAGAAUUUACCUCCGGAUUACUUAACAAUGU